Molecule: messenger RNA, 2247 nt
Organism: Macrosiphum euphorbiae (potato aphid)
Lineage: Eukaryota; Metazoa; Arthropoda; Insecta; Hemiptera; Aphididae
Source: the annotation of a GenBank genome assembly
AUGUACGCACAGCUGUGCAAAAGGCUCAGCGACGAGGCAUCAAACUUCUUAAUUGACCAAGAUCCAAACACUUUUCGCGAAUUAUUACUAAAAAGGUGUAAGGUCGAGUUUGAUAACCGUUCUAAAGCAACAGCUGAGUUUGACAAUGACAAUGGAACACCAUUAUCUCCAGAAGACGAAGAACGACGACAGGUGGCUAAGCGCAAGAUGUUGGGCAACAUACGCUUCAUCGGCGAACUUGGCAAGUUGGAGAUCGUGGCGGAACAAAUAUUGCACUUGUGCAUUCAACAGUUAUUCCCGAGGAAGUCCAAUGUCAAGGACGCGGCGGAGGACCUCGAAUGCUUGUGUCAGAUAAUGAAAACAUGUGGUCGCAUAUUGGACACGGAAAAAGCAAAACCACUGAUGAAUCAGUAUUUUGAUAGAAUUGCUCAGUAUGCUGAAUAUCCUGAACUGCCAUUGAGAAUCAAAUUUAUGUUGUUAGACACCAUGCAAUUGAGAAAGGACAACUGGGUACCACGAAAAGCUACUACCACAGAAGGUCCAAUGCUCAUGGAUCAGGUGACUGAUAUCGUGAGUGGAGAGACAAACGGGCAGAAUCAGAGAAACAACCAAAUGCAAAAUGUGAAUCAGUCUAAAGAAAUGUUCAGACGCUCACUAAAAAUACGAGAUGAUAUGAUAAGUUCUACUCCGGUAUUACCAUUCAAUUCUACAAUGCCAGAUAAAUUUAAUUCCAUAAAUGGUUUUACCAAUUCGGGUAAUUACUAUAAUGUUAAUGGUCACAAAAACCACCAACGACUAUUAAAUAUUAACUCUGGCAAUAACUAUUAUCCACCAGCUAGAAUAAACUAUACAAUUAAUACCCAGCAAAAUAACAAUACUAAUAAUAAUAUGAACAAUAACAAUAUGAAAGAUCUAGGUCCAAAUAUUAAAAAACUAUUACGUGUUCAACAAGGUACUAAGCCUGAAGAUAUGUCCUUACGUCCAGCUGCAAAUAGUAUGUUAUGUAAACAAAUUCAAAUAAAACCACCUCCAUUAUCUAUGACUCAUAUAGGUCAAUCAAAUCAAAUAAAGCUAACUGAAGUACAACAAAUUCAGAUAAAACAAAAUUCACAUGAUAAACAUAAAAAUCUGAAAAAAGAUAAGGGAGUUUCUAAAGAAGAAGGUAUAAAGAAAGGAUUAGAUAUUUUGGACAAACUUGGCACAGAUCCAUCUAUGGAUGCUAUAAAAGCAGCAAAAGCAUUUGCAGAUAUCAAGGUGCCUGAUCGAUUUUUAGCAGAUGUUAUGUAUGUCCUUCUUUUUGAUCGGUUUCGUAAGAGAGUUGAUUUGGAUGAAGAAUUACUAUUCCGUUUCACUCAGGAGACCAAGAAACAAAGUAUUAUUUCUGAAUCUAUUGCCAUAGAUUGUUUAAAACAUUUUAUAUUGAAAGGACCGGAGUAUGAGUCUGAUGAUGAUAAAACAUUAUAUAAACGUUUUUCUAAAUAUGCUGCUGAAAUCUGUCAAAAUGUAUCUUCUAUAUCGGAACUUGCAGAGGUAUCAGAGAAUGGUAAAAGAUAUCCAGCGUUUUUAAUGGUCUUACAAGAAUUAAAUGAAGUCAUAGGAAAAAAUGAACUAACAACAGUGUUUAAAGAAAGUAAAGUCAAUCUACUAAACACUUUACCCGAAUCUUUAAGAACUAAAGAACAGCUUGCAGAAAUUUUGCAAGAACGUAAUUUAACUUUCCUUUUCCCAUUGUUGCGUAUACAAUCUGACUUGUGGAAACAAAUUACUAGUGAUCCAAACCCAACUCAAUUCUAUAAAUGGAUUAAAGAAAAUUUAGAUCCCGUCCAUUAUGUCGAUCCUGGUUUUAUAACGGCCUUAACCACAGUGAUGGUCAAAUUUAUAACUCAAGAGACAAACAGUACUGAAGUAAAUGCCUCAAAAGCUGAUUUGGAAAAAGAAAAGAGCCUCCUCGAAAAAUUCAAGCCAAUAAUGAGAACAUUUUUUGAUGACCAAAAUGAUCUGCAAAUGAAUGCCAUCUAUGCACUACAAACAUAUUUUUUUUCACUUGAUUUUCCAAAAGGCUUGUUAUUGAGAUGGUUCAAUUUAAUGUAUGAGUUGGAAAUUGUUGAAGAAGAAGCUUUCUUAAAGUGGCGUGAAGAUGUAACAGAUGCAUAUCCGGGCAAAGGCAAAGCAUUAUUCCAAGUAAACACUUGGCUGACAUGGUUAGCUGAGGCAGAAUCUGAAGAUGAAGAAGAUGAUGACGAUUGA